AUGCUCAAUUAUAAUUUCUUCUUCAAGCCAAUCAACCAGCAAACAAACGCUAUAUCCAGCGACACAUGGGCCAGCAAGCUAGGCCAGCUUAGUUUGAGCAAGGCACAGCUCAACAAGCUCGUCCUCGAUUACCUCAUCAUUGAAGGCUAUACAGACGCAGCGACUACUUUCUCCAAGGAUACAGGCUUGGAUAUGGACGAAUCCACCAACAUCAUCAAAGACAGAAAGUCUGUGAAGGAUCUGAUAAGAUGUGGUCACAUUGCACCUGCAAUUGACCUGAUCAAUGAAAUAAAUCCGGAUAUCCUCGACCAGAAUACUGAGCUUUACUUCAACGUACAGCUCCAGCAUCUCAUAGAGCUUAUCAGGCAUAAGCAGGUAGAUGUAGCGCUGCACUUCGCUCAGUCUGUUCUCUCCCACCUGGCUAUAACGAUCCCCUCGCUACUGCCAUCGCUCGAGACAACGCUCACUCUGCUUGCUUUCGACAGCCCCGACUCCGAACAGCUCGCACAGGCUACAGACGCCCCUAACAACAUUCGCCAACUCCUCAGUCAGUCACAGAGGGAGAGAGUUGCAAGCAUGGUCAACAAGCACGUCCUUGAAUCUGAAUUUCACUCAAGUGAGCCCAAAUUAUCUAAUGUCAUCAAGCUGUUGUCGUGGGGCGAGAAUGCCCUCGCGUCUCGUGUCAAUUUCCCUAGAUAUCAACCUCCGCUGCAUAAACACGGGAGGAAUCACAAUGAGAAAUUAAACACUGAGGAUAUCAACAGACUCGGUCAAUUUGAUCAGCAAAUGCUCACUUAG
This is a messenger RNA of Wallemia ichthyophaga EXF-994, 798 nucleotides long. Its product is annotated as UPF0559 protein v1g. Bases 1 to 798 code for a protein of 265 amino acids. The transcript has 2 exons. Gene Ontology annotation, cellular component: nucleus; cytoplasm. NCBI's taxonomy places the organism in Eukaryota, Fungi, Basidiomycota, Wallemiomycetes, Wallemiales, Wallemiaceae. Gene Ontology annotation, molecular function: protein binding. Gene Ontology annotation, biological process: proteasome-mediated ubiquitin-dependent protein catabolic process. The record is from RefSeq and is a predicted model, not a curated record.